AUGGAACUCAACCGAGAACAUUUUCGAGCCAUAAUUUAUUACAACUUUCAGAGACAAUUAUCGCAACAAGAAUGCCUUGCUGAUUCCCGUUGGUAUGGAGAAUUCAAACGUGGACGGGUGAGUCUUAGCGACGAUCUCAGGGUGGGUGCACCAAAAACGGCAGUCACCCAGGAAAACGUCGAUGCUGUGCGCAAACUCAUCAUUGAAGAUGUCACAUAUCCCGAGAUUGCGGCGUCCUUGAAGAUCUCAAAGACCUUAAUUCAAAAAAAAUUACAUGAAGAAUUAGGAGUAAGAAAAUUAGUUUCUCAGCAGAAAGCAGCCAGGGUUAAUUCGUGUCAAAAAACGCUUGACCGUUUCAAUUCCGGAAACUCAAAAAAUGUGUACAUCAUUGUUAGUGGUGAUGAAUCGUGGAUUUACUGUUAUGAACCAGAAAAUAAACGACAGUCGGCUGUUUGGGUGAUCCAAGGUGAAGAAAAGCCAACAAAAAUGGACGCGAAAUUUGUGUCAAAAGCGGGUCAUAUUGCAACAAUUCCUCUUAAUGAGCAAAGAACUGUUACUGCGGAUUGGUAUACCACCAUUUACAAUGCAAGCUCGCACACAGCCCAAAAAACAAGGCAUUAUUUAACGGAAGAAAACGAGGAAUUAUUGGACCAUCCUCCAUAUAGUCCAGAUCUAAAUCCUAACGAUUUCUUUACUUUACCGAAAAUUAAAAACAGACAGCGUGGUCAAAGGUUCCAGUCAGAAGAAGCAGUUGACGCAUUCAAAAAUGCCGUUUUGGAUCUGCCAGCAAAAAAGUGGCAUAAGUGCUUCGAAAAUUGGUUCGAGCGCAUGCAGAUGUUUAUUAAUCUUCGUGGAGAAUCUACGAAAACCAAUAAAUGGAACAGUAUUGGUGCUAAGCACUGUUGA
Acanthoscelides obtectus is the source of this 906-nucleotide messenger RNA. Lineage: Eukaryota; Metazoa; Arthropoda; Insecta; Coleoptera; Chrysomelidae. The record is from the annotation of a GenBank genome assembly.